CCGGCCUUCACCCUCCUCAAUGCGCCCUUGAAGAGACGCGAAGCAACAUGUGGGGACUGGACAGGUUAUCGCAGUACUCGACGCCCGCGGGCACGCCACCCCCGCGACGGGACUCGUACUCGCCCGCUCGAAGGGGUUAUCCAGGGCCGGGCCCACUGCCCAUGAGACCUGGUUUGCAGCCUCGAACGUCAUCCUUAUCACUCGUCUCACCGGGCGCUUCGAACAUGAGUUUGCCAUCAACGGCACGCGGACCAAAUGGUGCACAACUGCGCCGCCGCCCCACGGGCGGCAUCUCCCCCAACGUUGCCGAUCCAAUGCAGGUGCUGGCAUCUAUCAUGGGAGGACCGCCGAGGAAGCCCAUCAGCACAAAUGGCAAUGGUGAGAUUAUACAGCAUAAACCAGACGAUCUGGAUGCGGAGAUCGACUUUGGGGAGCUUAGCCUCCAUGAAUUCGCAGAGGCCGUCGUUCAACAGGACACGUCUGUACAUACAUAUAGCGCACAAUCAGUUGAAGAAUAUGACAAGGAGAGAGACAAGUUCGAGGACCUGCACCGGUCUAUCAUCGCGUGUGACGAAGUGUUGAAGUCUGUGGAAACGUACCUUACAAACUUCCAGGCAGACCUUGAGGCCGUCUCCGCUGAGAUAGAGUCUCUGCAGAAUCGUUCGGUAGCUCUGAAUACGAAGCUCGAGAACAGGAAGACGGUCGAGAAGUUGCUAGGCCCUGCAGUUGAGGAUAUCAGCAUAUCGCCAGCUAUUGUGCGCAAGAUUGCGGAAGGACCGGUCGACGAGGCCUUCGUUCGUGCUCUAGCAGACAUUGAGAAACGCUCCAAGAUCGUCAACGCCAAAUCCAAGGAGCAGCCUGACUUGGGAGCUCUCUCCGACAUCAAACCUCUGCUUGACAAUCUCACAAACCGUGCUGUUGAACGGAUACGGGAUUAUAUUGUCGCACAGAUCAAAGCCAUACGUUCGCCCUCCAUCAACGCACAAAUCAUACAGCAACAGGCCUUUCUGAAGUACAAGGAACUGUACGCUUUCCUUUCAAGACAUCAGCCUGAGUUGGCCCAACAGAUCAGCCAGGCAUACAUCUUCACGAUGCGCUGGUAUUACCUGAACCAUUUCACGCGGUAUCGAACUUCCCUUGAAAAGCUCAAGGUGCACGCAUUGGACAAGUACGACGUUCUCGGCGAGGAUCCCAACACCAAGCGAGGUGGCACGCUACUUGGUCAGGCACGCAACGCGCCUUCCACGUACGACGCGUUCUCACUGGGGCGACGUCGAGAUGCGUUGAAAAGCUCGUCUACAAAUGCGCUCACAUCUCAUGUUGCGGAAGAAGAGAAGUCAGCGCACUACCUUGAAGUCCCCUUUCGAAGUUUCAACCUCGCACUGAUAGACAACGCGUCAUUCGAGUAUACCUUCCUUUCGACCUACUUUGCGCCCUCACAAAACUUCCAUGCAAUCUCGCGCACCUUUACCGCAAUAUUCGAACCCACAUUAGCAAUGAGCCAAACUCUGACGAAGCAGCUGGUUGAGACGACAACAGACACUCUAGGGAUACUGCUCUGUGUGCGACUGAACCAGCAUUUUGCAUUCGAGCUGCAAAGAAGGAAGGUGCCAUCAUUGGACGGCUACAUCAAUGCCACAAACAUGCUUCUUUGGCCACGUUUCCAGCAGAUCCUCGACAUGCAUUGUACGUCGUUGCAGAAACUCACCGCAUCUUUACCAAACCGCCCAAGUACUGGCGCAGCACUGCUUGGUGGAAGUUCUGCUAGCGGAAAUACCACAGCACCGACUCCGCUUACGCAAAGGUUUGCCAACUUACUGCACGGCAUAUUGGCGCUCUCAUCAGAAGCGGGAGACGAUGAACCAGUCAGCGUUUCCGUGGGCAGACUAAGAAGCGAGUAUGAAGCAUAUCUCAACAAGUUUAGCAAAGCCAUUAGCGACGCAAGGAAAAAGGAGAGAUUUUUGUCCAACAACUACAGUCUUGUAUGUACAAUAUUGGCGGACGUAGAGGGGCGAUUGGGAGACGAGACCAAAGCGCACUUUGAGAAACUGCGAGACGCUCAUGAUAAGUAGCAGUCGCUUCAGCCAGAAUUGUGGGAUGGUUCACUCUGAAUCAACCCUGUUGGUCGUCUGUGCAUACAAGAACUUCCCACUCUACCUCUAUGGUUAAAGUCGACGCUAAACUAGACUACAGCUCUGAUUUUCCCCGUGCGCCUUCUACCUUGAGGAUGUAA
Boeremia exigua is the source of this 2233-nucleotide messenger RNA. Its product is annotated as Sac2 family protein. The transcript has 2 exons. Gene Ontology annotation, biological process: retrograde transport, endosome to Golgi; Golgi to vacuole transport; endocytic recycling. The coding region runs from base 48 to 2072 and encodes 674 amino acids. Gene Ontology annotation, cellular component: GARP complex. Lineage: Eukaryota; Fungi; Ascomycota; Dothideomycetes; Pleosporales; Didymellaceae. Gene Ontology annotation, molecular function: syntaxin binding. The record is from RefSeq and is a predicted model, not a curated record.